This is a messenger RNA of Ochotona princeps (American pika), 1570 nucleotides long. RefSeq names its product growth factor independent 1B transcriptional repressor (gene GFI1B). Lineage: Eukaryota; Metazoa; Chordata; Mammalia; Lagomorpha; Ochotonidae. The transcript has 6 exons. The record is from RefSeq and is a predicted model, not a curated record. Gene Ontology annotation, molecular function: RNA polymerase II cis-regulatory region sequence-specific DNA binding; DNA-binding transcription factor activity, RNA polymerase II-specific. Gene Ontology annotation, cellular component: nucleus. Gene Ontology annotation, biological process: central nervous system development; regulation of transcription by RNA polymerase II. The coding region runs from base 34 to 1107 and encodes 357 amino acids.
CCCCCGCCAAGCAGGUGCACAGUGCACGUGACAAUGCCACGCUCCUUUCUGGUCAAGAGUAAGAAGGCUCAUUCCUACCACGAGCCCCGCACACAGGACGACGCCAUCUGGCAUCCGACCCCCAGCCCCGCAGCCAAGAACCAGGUCAUGAGCCAUGGCCCUGCUCUCAGCUCGCUGUUCCCGAAUCAGCACUUGGACUGGGCCAGCCUCAAAUGGGAACCAGAGCCGGAGCUCGAGAAGGGCUUGCCCAGGGUGCCUGCGGCCCCAGAGAGGACCCCUGUGAUGUCCAGAGCCCAGGAACGGGACUUGCCACCUUCAGACUCGCCCCCCUUCUACAAACCCAGCCUCUCCUGGGACACGCUGGCCUCAUCCUAUGGCCACAGCUACCGGCAGGCCCCCUCCACCAUGCAGUCCGCCUUCCUGGAGCACUCGGUCAGCCUGUACGGCAGCCCCCUGGUGCCCAGUGCUGAGCCACCCUUGGACUUCAGCCUCCGUUACUCCCCUGGCAUGGAUGCCUACCACUGUGUCAAAUGCAACAAGGUGUUCUCCACCCCCCACGGGCUCGAGGUGCAUGUCCGGCGCUCCCACAGCGGCACACGGCCCUUCGCCUGUGACGUAUGUGGUAAGACCUUCGGCCACGCCGUGAGCCUGGAGCAGCACACGCAUGUUCACUCCCAGGGGACCCCCCUGGCGGGGUCCGGUCCGGCGCCCGGCGUGGUGCUCCCCGCGCCUGACCCCGCGGCGCCUCGUUUCCUCCGGCAGGAGCGCACCUUCGAGUGCCGGAUGUGCGGCAAAGCCUUCAAGCGCUCGUCCACGCUGUCCACGCACCUGCUCAUCCACUCGGACACGCGCCCCUACCCCUGCCAGUUCUGUGGCAAGCGCUUCCACCAGAAGUCGGACAUGAAGAAACAUACCUACAUCCACACGGGUGAGAAACCACACAAGUGCCAGGUAUGUGGCAAGGCCUUCAGCCAGAGCUCCAACCUCAUCACCCACAGCCGCAAGCACACGGGCUUCAAGCCGUUCAGUUGUGAGCUGUGCGCCAAGGGCUUCCAGCGGAAGGUGGACUUGCGGCGGCACCGUGAGAGCCAGCACAGCCUCAAGUGAGGGGCCCCUCCUCCCCACCCCCACACAGCAGGCCCUUGAGCUGGUGUAGAGCUCUCUGGGACUUUUGCUGAGUGACCUCAGAGGAGCUACGUUCACUCUCUGCUCCAAUGCUGAUGCCAUGCCUGGGCACUGCUGGGCCAAGUGCGCCCAGGCACCUCCUUACUGGCAAAACAGAGGAAGAAGCCAUGACACCCCAGGGACCUCUGUGCCAGGAGGCCCAGGACACACCAGGGAGCUUCCCCUCAUGCUGGCCAUCUCGGCUGCCUUUCUGGCUGCUACUCCGGCCAGUGAGGGGGGUCUGCGUCCUGGGGCUGCUGCCCUGUCCCGGGCGGCUGUGCACUGUGCAGCAGGCCCCUGUUCCCGUGCUCAGGGAGCAGCUGGCAGGUGCUGCUACCCACAGCCUGCACCCCUCGGGUGCUGUAAAUAUCAAUAAAGGCCCAUACUGCAAAUGAGAGCAGUAUCU